Alligator mississippiensis (American alligator) is the source of this 1265-nucleotide messenger RNA. It is a transcript of the gene FSAF1, whose product is annotated as chromosome 1 C1orf131 homolog. NCBI's taxonomy places the organism in Eukaryota, Metazoa, Chordata, Crocodylia, Alligatoridae. The transcript is spliced from 7 exons. The record is from RefSeq and is a predicted model, not a curated record. Bases 88 to 924 code for a protein of 278 amino acids.
CCGCCCGGGCUCAAACGCCGUCCGAAGGCGUUCUCUGGGGCGCUGCGCCGGGCAGGGCGGGAGAUAGAACGCGGGCCGGGCUGGGCCAUGGAGCGGAGCGCGCGCUGCGCCCGGCUGCACGCGGUGCUCGGCGCCCUCUACGACCUCGGGGAAGAGCCUGCAAAGAAAACCGAGAAGGAAGGGAGAAAGAAGAAAAAGACAAAGGAUGAGGUUGGAUUGGAGCUGGCCAGACCUGUCGAAGAAGACAGCGUUUUACCUCCUGCCUUGGUGACCUCUGGCAAGAGGAAAAGUGCUUCCCGUUUUUUCAAAGGCUUAAAAGAUGAAAUAGAGAAUGAGGCUGUUUGUUCCAGUGGGGCCACCCCAGCAUCCAGUAGCCCUCAUGCUGUGCCACCCACAUCGACCCAACCGGGAAAGGUGGCAGAUGUAGAAGUUGUGACGUUUUGUAGCUGGCAUAAGAAGAAGAAACCUAAGCUGGAAAUGGCUGAAGAUCAUGGCUCAAAGACUAAGCCGCCUAUUCAAGAGAAAACUGCAGAUGGCCAAGAAUUUAACUUAGAAAAGGCCCGGCUAGAAGUGCACAAAUUUGGAAUAACUGGUUAUGAGAAGAAAGAACAGCGGCUGUUGGAACAAGAACGCGCUAUCAUGCUAGGAGCUAAGCCUCCCAAAAAAGAGUACAUCAACUACAAGAUUUAUCAAGGGAUUAUCAAAGAGAAGAAAACAUUAAGGAAAGAAGAUAAUAGGAAGGAAUAUAAAUCCCUUUCUUUCAAGAAACAUAGGAGAAAAGGCCAGGAAGAGAGGAAAUUGAAAAAGAAAAAGUCGGUGUCCAGGAUUUUGCCUACAGGUCAAGUUGGAAAAUUCAAAAAUGGGACUUUGGUCCUUAGUAGCUGUGAUAUAAAGAAAAUUAAAUCCUCAAAAGUCAUUAAAUGAAAUUAUUAGGCCACAUCACAACAGAAAACAUAAAUGGCCUGGAAUUCAUUUUUCAACUAAAAAUAUCUGUGAACCUGAGAUUUUUGGUGUCUCUUAAUGCCUGAACUUUACAGUUAUUUCUAAUGCCAGUCUUAUCCAUCUGCCACUUUGCUUUGGGAAGAAAAUGGCAAAACACUCUAACUUAAUGAAUUUUUCGCUAAGAAAAAUAAAAGGUUUUUUUAGUCCUUUAAAAAAAAUUACACCGUUUUCACUGGUUAACAAAGAUGAACAUGAAAAUUAUUUUAAUGGUUUAUUGUAAGAUACUGUUUCCACAAUAUUUAAAUAAAAUAUUUUUACUCAAA